Molecule: messenger RNA, 309 nt
Organism: Parnassius mnemosyne (clouded apollo)
Lineage: Eukaryota; Metazoa; Arthropoda; Insecta; Lepidoptera; Papilionidae
Source: the annotation of a GenBank genome assembly
AUGUUGGUUCCACAUAAAGGAACAAGAGCACGGCUGCCCGCUCAUGUUCCUUUAUGUGGAACCAUAUAUAAACAAUAUAUAACAAAUAAACCGAAAAAAUGGGGUUAUAAAAUAUUUGUUCGCGCGAGUGUCUCUGGAAUAGUUUACGACUUCCUGAUCUACGGAGGCGAUGACACAUUCAGAUUGAGAGAAGUUUGCAGUUCUGAGAUGACUAGUGAAAGGGAGAUACUGCAACAGCUGACGGAUGUGUCCAACGAUGAGCAAAAUGUUGCGGGUUCUGCUAAUGCUAUCAGUAAUGCUGAAUACUGA